AUGGUCCAAAAGAAGCCGAAGAAGAAGACCGGAAAGAAGGUAGCUGCGGCUCCUUUAGCAGUUAAGAAAGUCGAACCCAAGAAGGUAACCAACCCUCUUUUCGAAAAGAGAACUCGUAACUUCGGUAUCGGACAAGAUAUCCAGCCAUCCAGAGAUCUGAGUCGUUUUGUUAAAUGGCCCAAGUACAUCAGGAUACAGCGACAACGGGCUGUCCUUUACAAAAGAUUGAAGUUGUUCAAAAUCUUGGAGAAAUACAGACCAGAGUCUGUCUUAGCCAAGAAGUUGAGGUUGAAGGCGCGUGCUGAGGAAAAAGUCGCCAAGAAGGAAGACACUCCAACCAAGCGCCCCAACAUGCUCAGAAGUGGAAGCAACGCCGUAACAACUUUGGUUGAACAGAAGAAAGCUCAACUUGUUGUCAUUGCCCACGAUGUUGACCCCAUUGAGAUCGUCCUGUUCUUGCCAGCUCUUUGCAGGAAAAUGGGAGUACCAUACUGUAUUGUAAAAGGCAAAUCACGAUUGGGACGUCUUGUAAGACGCAAGACCUGCACUGCUGUCGCUCUUACUCAGGUUGACUCUGCUGACCGUGCCAACUUCGCUAAGGUUGUCGAAGCAAUCAAGACCAACUUCAACGACCGCUACGACGAGAUCAGACGUCACUGGGGUGGUGGUCUUCUUGGUAGCAAAUCUGCUGCCAGAAUCGCUAAAUUGGAAAAGGCUAAGGCUAAGGAACUCGCCCAGAAACAAAUCCUCAUAAGCACUCAAAUUAAUAGCUGA
Cotesia congregata is the source of this 774-nucleotide messenger RNA. The record is from the annotation of a GenBank genome assembly. Lineage: Eukaryota; Metazoa; Arthropoda; Insecta; Hymenoptera; Braconidae.